Molecule: messenger RNA, 3503 nt
Organism: Mauremys mutica (yellowpond turtle)
Lineage: Eukaryota; Metazoa; Chordata; Testudines; Geoemydidae
Gene: TK2
Product: thymidine kinase 2
Exons: 10
Coding region: 522-1085 (187 amino acids)
Biological process (GO): nucleobase-containing compound metabolic process
Cellular component (GO): mitochondrion; cytoplasm
Molecular function (GO): ATP binding; deoxynucleoside kinase activity
Source: RefSeq, a predicted model, not a curated record
AACCCUCCACUUCCUGUAUAAACCCCCCAACUCUCCAUCCCCCCACCCCUGUAUAGCUAACCCCCUCCCACUCUCCAUCGCCAUAGAGCCAACUUCAUACUACCCCGCCUCCAGACCUCCACCCCUGUACAGCUAACCCCUUUCAGCCCCCCAUAGAGCCAACUUCCUACCACCCUCCACCUCCUGUAAACACCCCCUGCAACAUUCCAGCCCCCCACCCGUGUAUAGCUAACCCCUUCCCACUCUCCAGCCCUCCCCCCGCAAAGCCAACUUCCUACAAUCCUCCACCUCCUGUAUAAACAACCCCCCUGAAACUCUGCAGCCUCCUCCCCCCGCCCGCGUAAAGCCAACUUCCUGCAACUCUCUCGUAGUCCCUACAAGUGCACUGCGUUCACCAUUUAUCAGAUAAACACCUCAUUAAUGAAGGAGAGAAAAAGACAGUUAUCUGUGUUGAGGGGAAUAUUGCAAGUGGAAAAACAACAUGCCUGGAUUAUUUUGCCAAAACUACCAGCAUUGAGGUUAUGACGGAACCUGUGCCUAAGUGGAGGAAUGUACGUGGUCACAAUCUUCUGGGCUUAAUGUAUCAAGAUUCAUCACGGUGGGGGAUAACGUUGCAGACAUACAUACAGCUUACCAUGUUGGAUCAGCAUACCAGGCCAAUGAUUUCCCCGCUAAGAAUGAUGGAGAGGUCAAUUCACAGUGCAAAACACAUUUUUGUAGAAAACUUAUAUCGAAGUGGGAGAAUGCCAGAAGUGGAUUACAUAGUGCUAACUGAAUGGUUUGAAUGGAUCACGAAGAACACUGAUGUUUCAGUUGAUUUGAUAGUUUAUCUACAGACUUCUCCUGAAACUUGUUAUGAGAGAUUAAAGAAUAGAUGUAGAGAAGAGGAAAAGAUCAUUGCUAUGGAAUAUUUAGAAGCUAUCCAUCAGCUCUAUGAGGAGUGGCUUAUUAAACAAACGCUGUUUAAAGUUCCUUCUCCAGUGCUUGUGAUUCAGGCUGACAAUGACAUGCAGAAAAUGAUAGAAAAGUAUGAAGAAAAUCGGGACCGAAUAUUAACCCCGUACAAUAUACAACACUGUCUGUAGAAAUCCAGUUUUAUGGUCAUGCUUUAAAAAACAUUUCCAUCAGGGGAAUUCUGAUCAACAUUCCCAACACUUUUUAUGAUUUGGUCUCUUGAUUGAGAUUUUGUCUUGUAAAGGGUCAAUGACUUUAGCUAGGAAAAGGCCAUAAACAGGCCAUAUUUACCUUCAGCUUCUUGCACUUUUAAGUUCCAGUGCAGCUUCACUGAUCUCAGACUACCUCUGACAGGAAGCUGCUGUAUCUCGUUUCCCUACUUCACUUCUGCAUUGUAUAAAUACCUUUCUGAUAUUGCAUUUUCUUGUGAUAAUGAGCUUUCAUUCACUUCAAAUAGCCCCAUAUAUGUCCUUUCAUGUAAUUAGAAGGCUGUGAAUAAGUCAAGCUUAUGUAGUCAGUAAGUGAGCAAAUUCAAUCUAAUUUUGUAACAAUUUUCAAUGGAAAAGCAAUGAAAUAACUAUACUCAACCACCAUUUUCACAAAAUAUCAUUAAUUGCACUUAAAAUAGGAAAACUAAACAGUUCACUUCUUAAUUAUGGACCUGAUUCUAAUCUCACUUGCACCAAUGUAACUUCAUUGGCUUUACUGGAGUCAUUUCUGAUUUAAAUGAGAUCAGAAUCAAACCCCAAACCUGCAAAUACUUAUGCAUCAGAAUAGUUCUAUUGAAUUCAAUGGGACAACUCAGGUACAUAAAGUUACCCAGGCUUUAUAAGAAUUUGGGGUCUAAAGCUCUCUGGCCCAGAUUUUCAGAAGAGUUCAGUAUCUAGCCGCUCUCAGUGAAAUUCUGACUCCAAAUGAAAAUCUCUUUUGAAAAUCUGUCCCUAAAACUUUUUCUAUCAUGUGACAGAAUUUUUCUUAUUAUGCAUUGAAAUUGAGUAGUAAUUCUGAUACUGAUUAUUUGAUAGGUUAAACUUUUUAUGUUCUAGUAGAUGUUUGCCUCAUGUGUAAAUUUAAGAACAUGUGACAGGGCGGUACAUAGGGUCAUCUUGAUCCCAGCUUCUCCUGGCUGCAGACAUCAAGAAGAGAGCAGAGAACAUCUAGUGAAAGUUAAAUUCUCACUUUAAUUCUUAAACUGCUCUGUGGUGUUUUUCUAGAUCACUUAUUAUUUACCUUCUCGAGUGCUGUCCUCAUGUUGGCACUUUCAACGGAGCGGUCUUAAGACAACUUGCACUUUAUUUUCUCUUUAAAUUGGAAGGGAUGAUUCUUUGUUUAUUCUAUAAAAGUUUGGGUUGUUUGAACUGGUGCCAGCAAAAUUAAAAAUGCUUCCAGAAACACCUCUGCUUAAAACAACAUAGCAAAAAAAAGCAAAUUUACUUCACUGGACAUGUCAUAACUGUAAAAAUCUUAAAACUAACUCAGUGUUUAGCUCAGCUAAGAUGUUUUCGUAAAUGUAAAUAUGCAGUAAUCAAUGUCUAUGAUGUGUUAGAAACAGAGGAUAGUAACUUUCAGAUACAGAAUUCCGUUGUGUACGUCAUUUGGUUAAGAAUACUACACAAAAGUGUAUCUUUAGUUUUCAUUGUAGUCAUGUGUAGUUAAUUUAUAGUUUCAUUGUAGUCCUUAAUUUAUUCAGUUUCUACUUGAAUUGGACUGCUGCUAAGAGAGGAGGCCCUGUGUCAUGGGGUCCACUCACUACUAGGGCACCUUCUCCUUGCUGCUAUGGAGAUUAGUUCUUUCCAGGUCCGACACAUGCUUGUUUGCAUGCCCUGCUGUCUCUCUCUCUCCCUUCUCUCUCUCUCUCUCUGACCCAGGUACUCUCCUUUCAUGGCUUGUUCCUCCAGUCAGGUCACUAUGUAUUUUCCCAUUUCUGGGGCAUCAAAGUCAUUCCAUAGAAAACUGUCUCCAGCAGUCUUCUCCAUCACUACCCAGAUGGUGCCACUUCCCCAGUGGCUGGUAGAGGAACCCAGGCCCACCCUCUGCUCCGGGUUCUAACUCAGAGAGCCUCUACUCAGAUGCUAAGGUCUGUACCAUCUUAAAUCUUGCUGCUGUUUCUUGGCGCCUUUUCCUACAUUAUCUCUCUCAGGCUUUCACUGCACCACCCUUCUGGAUAAACCCUUCCUUCCUUCUGGGCCUGGAUCCCCUGGGGUUUCCACUUUCUCUCUGCAUUUCCUUCCUUCCCUCCCUCUCUAACUACCUUAACCUUGUCAGGUGAGGGUGAGGAGAACACCCCAUCACACCCUGAUAAUCUCUUCUUCUUCUCCUUCUUGUUCUUGUUCUUCACAUCAAACAAGAUUUUUGUUCUCUGUUUAUACAGUCUAAUGCUGGUAGUUGUGCAGAAAAAGUUUCUGAUUGCAACACUAAAUUAAUUUUCUAAAGCAUGUGAAUGCAGUGCCUAGGUUCAGUGGUUCUGUUCUAAAGCUUUAGUACUCUAGCUGAACAAUAAGAUCCAACAUUUCUAACUGCUUAAGUAUAUAAAGAUUUUAAAUGCAGAG